Messenger RNA from Macroventuria anomochaeta, 1014 nucleotides. RefSeq lists its product as uncharacterized. Bases 1 to 1014 code for a protein of 337 amino acids. The transcript has a single exon. NCBI's taxonomy places the organism in Eukaryota, Fungi, Ascomycota, Dothideomycetes, Pleosporales, Didymellaceae. The record is from RefSeq and is a predicted model, not a curated record.
AUGGCUACGAAGUCCACCUCGACAUCCCCCGGAGCCAGUGUGCUCCCUCCACAAGAUUUCUUGCUCCUCGUCAAGUGGCAAAAGGAGCAUGCCCCUGGAUCUGACAUCGGACAGGUCUGCGAUGCAUUAGAGUACUAUCGCUUCAUCAAACAUCGCGAUGCACUCAUCGGCGGCAACAUACCACCUCCAGUUCCUUACAGGUCUCACACUGCCUCAGAAUGUGGGCAUGCGUAUCAUCCGUCAGACAUAAGUAUGAACGAGCUAUGCCCAGUCUGCGAAGUUGCAGCGCAUCUUUCUUUCUUACAGGCCAUUACUGUGGCAUGGAACAAAGUUGGUGGACCAAGACUAUUACCGGGGAUAUAUGUUACGAAGAAGUCUGGGGUAUCUCUACGGGCGGGCUGGCACAUGGCACGACUACAGUUGCAGGAGCUCCUCGAUAUGUUCGACAUCUUGGUCAUGUACGAAGAAGACUGGGAGGCCAAACAUCCGUUCGAAGCAGCGGCUGCUCGAAGAACGAACUGCGCCUCAGCAGCCAUCAAAUUAGCGCAGGAAGAAUCUACAUAUCCUGCACAUCUGUCUCCGCCGACUACAAACACAAACAAGACGAAACCAAUCCGAGCGAAGAAGACAGUCACAUUCGCCGCAGAGGUCCAUACCAAAGAUGACGGAUACAUCUCAAGAUCCGCCACGAGAUUCACCCACGACCGACCACGCAACGUAUACUGCCGUUCCAGUCUCACAUACGAACCCGGCGAGCACGUCUGCCCUGCAAACUCCGAGUACAUUGACACAUCGCAAGCGAGCCUCGUAUGCGCCAAUAUCAGCAACCUCAAAAUCUACAUCACCGACGACGAAGGCGCCUUCGAUGGGCUGCAAGCAAACCCACAAUUCUAUGGCGAGUUUGUUGGCGAUCAUCAGGGAAUCGUGGGCUUGCAUGAGCGUGUGGAUGAUAUCUCUCGGCUCAUGCAUACUUUCUUGACGCAGGAUGAGCACAGAGGGAGUAUUUGGAGGUAG